AUGGUUUACUACAAGGUUCCUUCACUCUCACAGGGUCGCAACGGCCUGGGCUCAAUUUUCGUCUGGGCCAGCGGCAAUGGAGGCAAGAACAGAGACAACUGCAAUUGCGAUGGCUACACGAACAGCAUCUACACUUUGGGCGUCAGCUCAGCAUCCGAGCGUGGCUCUGUGCCCUGGUAUGCCGAGCACUGUUCGUCCACCCUUGCCGUUACGUAUAGUUCGGGCGGGCGAGGUGAACGCAGUGUGGUAAGUCUGGCAUUCGCUAAAUCUUGA
Molecule: messenger RNA, 273 nt
Organism: Protopolystoma xenopodis
Lineage: Eukaryota; Metazoa; Platyhelminthes; Monogenea; Polystomatidea; Polystomatidae
Source: the annotation of a GenBank genome assembly